Symphalangus syndactylus (siamang) is the source of this 3706-nucleotide messenger RNA. It is a transcript of the gene CEP63, whose product is annotated as centrosomal protein 63. Gene Ontology annotation, cellular component: centriole. The record is from RefSeq and is a predicted model, not a curated record. NCBI's taxonomy places the organism in Eukaryota, Metazoa, Chordata, Mammalia, Primates, Hylobatidae. Gene Ontology annotation, biological process: de novo centriole assembly involved in multi-ciliated epithelial cell differentiation; centriole replication.
GGGAAGGCUCAGGGGCGUGCUUGCGGCAACUCUGUAACCGCCUGUGCGCAAGUCGGAAGGGAAAAGGGCGGGCGUGUCCUGGUCUGGAGGCGGCCCAGGCUGCCUUGGUGACUCUGGCUUCGCGGCUUCAGGGCUUGCGGCGGGUUCGCGCAACGGCCUGCGAACCACCAGGCGCGUCCCCGCCGGCUCGGGUCCGCCCCGGAGCCCCGUCCCUCGGCCUGGCCCGCUAUGCCCUGCACACCGGCGGAGUCCAGCAUGGCGCAGCCCGGCGUGCGGUUCGGCCUCGCCAGGUGGUCAGCCCUUCCUCGGAGGCCGGGGUGCUGGGGGCGCUUCAGAGAGUGGCCAGGGGCCCCCAACCUCAGGGCUGCAGAGCAGUACCAGUCCGUGGCCUGUUAGGAACCAGGCUACAGAGCAGGAGUUGCCAAAAGAAAGGGGAUUUGGUGAUGGAGGCUUUGUUAGAAGGAAUACAAAAUCGAGGGCAUGGUGGGGGAUUUUUGACAUCUUGUGAAGCAGAACUACAGGAGCUCAUGAAACAGAUUGACAUAAUGGUGGCUCAUAAAAAAUCUGAAUGGGAAGGACGGACACAUGCUCUAGAAACUUGCUUGAAAAUCCGUGAACAGGAACUUAAGACCCUUAGGAGUCAGUUGGAUGUGACACAUAAAGAGGUUGGAAUGUUGCAUCAGCAGGUAGAAGAAUAUGAAAAAAUCAAGCAAGAGAUGACCAUGGAGUAUAAGCAGGAGUUGAAGAAACUACAUGAAGAAUUACGCAUACUGAAGAGAAGCUAUGAAAAGCUUCAGAAAAAGCAAAUGAGGGAAUUCAGAGGAAAUACCAAAAAUCACAGGGAAGAUCGGUCUGAAAUUGAGAGGUUAACUGCAAAAAUAGAGGAAUUCCGUCAGAAAUCGCUGGACUGGGAGAAGCAACGCUUGAUUUAUCAGCAACAGGUAUCUUCACUGGAGGCACAAAGGAAGGCUGUGGCUGAACAAUCAGAGAUAAUUCAGGCUCAGCUUGCCAAUCGGAAACAGAAAUUAGAGUCUGUGGAACUUUCUAGCCAAUCAGAAAUUCAACACUUAAGCAGUAAACUGGAGCGGGCUAAUGACACUAUCUGUGCCAAUGAGUUGGAAAUAGAGCGCCUCACCAUGAGGGUCAAUGACUUGGUUGGAACCAGUAUGACUGUCCUGCAGGAGCAGCAGCAAAAAGAAGAAAAAUUGAGGGAAUCUGAAAAGCUAUUAGAGGCUCUGCAGGAAGAAAAGAGAGAAUUGAGGGCAGCUCUUCAGUCUCAAGAAAAUCUCAUACGUGAGGCAAGAAUACAAAAGGAGAAGUCACAAGAAAAAGUAAAGGCAACUGACACUCAACAUGCUGUAGAAGCUAUAAGGCCACAGGAAGAAUCUCCGGCAGAAAAGAAGUACACCUCUCAAGGGCAGGGGGACUUAGACAGUGUGCUCUCCCAGUUGAAUUUUACCCAUACUAGUGAGGAACUUCUGCAGGCAGAGGUGACUCGUCUUGAAGGCAGUUUGGAAUCUGUGAGUGCAGCGUGUAAACAGCUGAGCCAAGAACUAAUGGAAAAAUAUGAAGAAUUGAAGAGGAUGGCAACACAUAACAAUGAAUACAAAGCAGAGAUUAAGAAGUUGAAAGAACAGAUUUUACAGGGUGAACAAAGUUACAGUUCUGCACUAGAAGGAAUGAAGAUGGAAAUCUCCCAUCUAACUCAGGAGUUACAUCAGCGAGAUAUCACUAUUGCUUCCACCAAAGGUUCUUCCUCAGACAUGGAAAAGCGACUCAGAGCAGAGAUGCAAAAGGCAGAAGACAAAGCAGUAGAGCAUAAGGAGAUUUUAGAUCAGCUGGAGUCACUCAAAUUAGAAAAUCGUCAUCUUUCUGAAAUGGUGAUGAAAUUGGAAUUGGGUUUACAUGAGGUAUUGCCUCCAGCACACUGUUUACAUUCCUACUGUGUCUCCGCGUCUGUUUUCCUGGGAAUACAACUGGCCCACCUGAACAUAUGAUCUGUGCUGCUGUUGGUGCAAGAGGACAGGAGGGAAAUAAGCUGGAAGCCAUGGAUGUGGAGAGUCUGGCUUCAAGAUGGAGCUUGUUUACCUGCAGGUAGAACUCCACCCCUGCACCCUGUUGAGUCCCCUGCCUGGCUGUGGUACGAAGAACCAGCCUGCAUACCCUCACCCGGUAGUGGAGUAGGCCGACACAGCCAGUGUGGGGCCCAGCGAGUGACAUACAUCAUCAAAGGUGCUUAUUAUUUUGAUGAAACACAACACAUUUCUUUCAGCCUGUAAAAUCAAAGGUGUGCAAAAAGGCUGUGUUCAGGGUGGAAAACACCCCUCGUUUCCCUGUGGUGGUGCAUAGCUAUUAUGCCUCUGGGGCCUUUGUGCGUUUUUCAGGUGUGAGUGACACGAGGCUGACUGGGUGGCCUUGGUACCUUGUCUCUUUAGAGAAAAAGGGGACAGGGCUUCUUCCCGAUUCCCUAUAAAAACCAAUUUUUGUUUGAAGACUUGCCUUUCCUGCUAGUGCCUAAUACCAAUUAUGUCUUUCCAGAGAUGGUGAGCUUCUUCUGAAAGGAUUCCUUGGAAACCUUGUCUUAACAACCCGAUCAUCCUGGUGCAAUAAGAAUAUAUGAAUGGGAGGCCAGUGUGGACAGUAAUAGGGCCAGGAGGCUUCAUCUCCCCAUAAAAAGUAUAAGACACAAACAGUAUAGCUGAGAUCAUGAAGACCUGGUUUGUAGCGGGUCAUGGGAAAGGAGAGAAGGUGGAGUUGGGAGAGCAGGUGGGAGGUGAGACACAUCCAGAAGGGACUGGGUUUCAUCAUCAGUGACUGCCAUGAGUCUAACUUAGUUAUCUGGUUGGAUAGGGAUGCAUUUACUGAACUGGGGACCCAGGAGGAGUUGGGAGUAAUUUGAGGGAGAGAAGUAACUCCAGUUUAGCAUCUUUUGACUCGGAGAUGCCUGUGGGACACCCCAAAGAGGACAUCCCAGUUAACUUUCAGUUUCCUUUAGUUCUGCUUGCAAAAUUAGACAGAACCAGCAUCUUGUCAGAGGCUCUUCUUCCCCUUUGGUCCCUCUGCUGGGCUUUCUCUGGCCCCUUGCCCUCGGGCAAGAGAGGAGCCAGCAGUGCAGUCUGCCAGGGGCUCCAGGGGCAGGCUCUUAACACAGCGGGGCCCUUCAGAUGUUCCACAGCAGGGCCCUUCAGAUGUUCUGUAACUGACAACCCCAGGCCCACUGCCUGCCAGCAUCUGUUCACAGAGACACGGCAUCACAAACUCUCCGGACUGGAAGGGACGUUGGAGGUCAUCCACUCCAGCUUUGGGGAUGGCAUUUUCAGACUGUUCUAAUAACUCAAGAGUUACUCCUUCUUUUGUGUGGAAGCCUGUUUCUUCUGACUUCCUCUUAAUAUGCUGCCGGGUCUCCUUCCUAAGGAGAAGCAUGCUGGGCCUCGUUUUCGUGGAUCUAGCAGCGAGAGACAUGACGAAGCCAGACUUGGGAACACAAGUUCUUUUUGUCCUUCACACUACAGCUACGAGAAUGGUCUCCAUGGUUACAGCAGCUUCUCAGAAAUGUCUGGAUUUUUCAUUUUCUGUAUUUCUCUAAAUGUCUAGUUUAUGAAUAAUCUGCUUAGGUGACCCGCUGGAAAGUUUCUGCAUGUAUAUGAAUAUCAAGAAGUACAUAUUUAUAUACAUUCAAAAUAAAGAAAAAGUAAGCUGAUAGGCA